AUGGAGUUGUAUGUUAACAAUCGCACCACUUUCAGGUUCGCAGGCGCGAUCACGCCCGCCGUCUGGGAGGUUCUAAAGUCCUACAUCCAUCACAUCCUGCUCGAGGUCGGCGUCACCACGGACGAGAUCGAAUACACCCAGGACGACUGCGUCCCUCGCCUCACUGGUGAUGAGCAGCUCAUCAUUGUCGCGUAG
This is a messenger RNA of Apiotrichum porosum, 195 nucleotides long. RefSeq lists its product as uncharacterized. The coding region runs from base 1 to 195 and encodes 64 amino acids. The record is from RefSeq and is a predicted model, not a curated record. The transcript is spliced from 4 exons. NCBI's taxonomy places the organism in Eukaryota, Fungi, Basidiomycota, Tremellomycetes, Trichosporonales, Trichosporonaceae.